UAAACUUCCGGUGUGGCCUCUCUGCCCCACCACCCCACCUUGGUGUUGCUGAAUCAGGACUGUAGCUGGCAGCUGGAUGCUUUCCAGGCCUGGAGAAGGAAGGGAGGAGCUGGUGGUGCAGAUCGAGCAGUCAUCAACAUCUGAUUAGUCAGCUGCUUCUGCCAAAGCGAGGCUCUGAAUGCCUUUUUUCUUCACGGAGUGUUUGUGUGACAAAGCAGGAGACUACACCAACCAAUGUGUCUUUAAAUCCAGCGUUGUGUUGAAUUACUGAGCAUCCUAAAGUCUGAAGUUCUCUUUUAAAUAAAGUCUGCUGAGUCAUUCGCUCCCAUCUCCCCUGCUGCCUCCCACCAUGCCGCUGUAGCUCUGCCCCUCGCCUCCCUCCCUUCCUGCCUCUGUCAGCUCGCUCAGGAAACGAGGCGAGACACAGUAAGCAGCAGUAACGGUGGCAGCAGUGGCGGCUGUCUUCCCACUGACUCGGAGACGUGCUGUGUCUACCAGAGGGGAGUACUUCUAUCAACAAGCCAAUAGCUCCGACAGGAAUUUUUCAUUACACAGUUGUUAGGCAAGGAAGCAGGGAGGUGGGGGAAAGCUGAUGUCAUUAGCAAGGGUGUGCGAGUGCAUCAGCAGCCAUGUCACAUGCUGCUAGGUGGGUCAGUGAUGCGGACAGAGAUGCAUGGCAGUUUCACCGAGCACAGAGGCAGCAGGUUAGCUCCCCCGUCAGCCAGGGUAGAGGGAGAUGUGGUGAUGAGGGAAGUUGUUUUAUCUCUUCACGUAAACGGGUUUGUGUGACGAAACUCUUCAUGCCCUGUUCUGAGUAACGCAGACUGAAACAACAGUUAUUGGCUGUCUUAACACUUCCUCUCCCAUCUCUUUUUCUACAUCUCUGAACUGGAUCUUGAACUGAAGAGUCGGAGCUGGCCGCGGUGGGCAGCAGGAGGAUGCUCUUCCCCAACCGUGCUGGCAUGCCCGGCUCCCACGAGAUGCCACCAUCCAGGGGCCCACCGGGUGUCACAGACCUGGGCCUGGGCCUCCAGUCUCUUCGGCUGUCUGGCUGGGACAGACCCUGGAGCAGCCAGGAGUCAGACGCACUCACCUCCCCUUCCCAGGCUCAGACUAGCUCACCUUCCAUGCUAGGUAUACUGAACAGUCCCUUCAGUAGCAUCCUUGGGAAGCCCCCUGGCUACCUACCCCCUGAGUCCAUGAGCAUGACGGCUGACUUCUUGGAGAAGUUCCCUAGCAUGGCUCGCAUGGCAAACCGUCUGGACUCGGGCUCCUUUUUGGACUCUCGAUCCAGCAGUCCUGAAGACUCUGAGACCAGUGGCUUUAGUUCUGGCUCUGACCACCUGUGUGACAUGCUGUCAACUUUGCGGAUUUCCCCUCCCCUGCCUUAUCUCACAUCAAACAUUCAGAAGGAUCUACUGCGAUUGGGCUCCCGCCUGGACCCCCAGGACUCCAGCUCUCCUCUGACGCCACCAUCCAGUGCCAGCCCUGCCUCGUCAGUCAUUUCCCGCCGCUGGCGUAGCGGUUCUCCAUGGCCUGGUACUGACAUGCUAGACCACUCAGAUGAUGUGUUCAGUAUUGAGAGGGAGGCCCGUCUGCACAGACAAGCUGCAGCUGUGAAUGAGGCUACAUUUACCUGGAGUGGUCAGUUGCCUCCCAGAAACAACAAGGAUCCCCUGUACUCCUGCAAGGUCUUUCUUGGUGGCGUGCCAUGGGACAUCACAGAAGCUGGGCUGAUCAACACCUUCAGUGGCUACGGCCCUCUGACUGUGGAGUGGCCGGGUAAGGAUGGAAAGCAUCCCCGCUGUCCUCCCAAAGGUAAUGUGGCCAAAGGCUAUGUUUACCUGGUGUUUGAGAAUGAAAAGUCUGUGAGGGCAUUGCUCCAUGCCUGCUCCCAGGACCCAUUUCACCCCGAGGACAACCGAGAGUACUACUUCAAGAUGUCCAGCCGCAGAAUGCGAUGCAAGGAUGUGCAGGUGAUCCCCUGGGUAAUCUCAGACAGUAACUAUGUGCGCUGUCCUGCCCAGCGUCUGGACCCCAGUAAGACUGUGUUUGUUGGUGCACUGCAUGGAAUGCUGAAUGCUGAGGCACUGGCCAGCAUCAUGAACGAUCUGUUUGGAGGAGUCAUGUACGCUGGCAUUGACACGGACAAGCACAAGUACCCAAUAGGCUCUGGACGUGUCACUUUUAACAAUCAGCGCAGUUACCUGAAGGCUGUGUGUGCAGCUUUUGUGGAGAUCAAAACCCCCAAGUUUACAAAGAAGGUCCAGAUUGACCCCUACCUGGAAGACUCCAUGUGUCAAGUUUGCCUUCGCCAACCUGGGCCUUUCUUCUGCAGAGACCAGGCCUGCUUCAAGUACUACUGCCGCUCUUGCUGGCACUGGCAGCACUCCAUGGACAUCCUGAGCAACCACCGGCCCCUCAUGCGCAACCAGAAGAACAGGGACUCCAGCUAGAGCGGAUGGAUCCAAACACUCUGAAGGGCCAGAGGAAGAGCCCCUCUCUACGGGGUGAGGCUGCCCGCCAAGGAGAGCACGUGUGCCAGACCUCCCUCAGUACGAGGGCACCAUGGCACUCCACCAGGCACAGGGAUAUCACUGUAGAAAAUGUUCACUUUUGCACUUGCUACAUUUUUGCUGUUCACAGUGGCACUAUGCACAGUGACCUUGUUGGGAGAGACAAGGGGCCCUUCACACUUAUGCAUUUUCCCAGACUUGUGGCCAGACAGAGAGAUGGGAGUCAGCCUAAAGUUAAGAAGUGGACGAAAAUGCCAUUUCUUUUUUUUUUCUUUUUUGUUUACAUGUGUUGCAUAGUGAAGAGCAAUCACGCAAGUCUCAUUGCCGUUCAUUGGCAAAUGCCAUACAGUGCCUUUAAAUUUUUAUUUUUUCCCCCCUCCCUCCCCUACCCCCAGUUGGCAUCAGUUUUUCCUGUGCAAGCCAACUGGUGUUUCUUACUUUUGGGAGUUGAAUGUUGGGCUUCAUUUAACCAGUCGCAUUUCAGACAUUUUUACGCAGUUUUUUACUAAUUUCUACACAAACGGUUUUAAGUCAUAACAUGAAAAUUUUGAACCGAAUUCUACCAGGCGGCUGUUUAUGGGAGAACCCCCUUUUAUUUUUUUUCUCAUACAUGUUUUCUGUGGCUUUUUUCUUUUUAAUUUGCCCUCCCAAAUUUCAACUGAAUGGGCACGAAAUGUUGGAAAUACUACUAACUUGCUUUGUUUGUCCAGUUAUAUUAAAUGUAUGUAACAGUAAUACUGGAUAUGCUUCAACUGGCGAUCUAUCAUUUCUCAAGCAACUGAUGGACCCUGUUGAGUAGAGUGAAUGAACAUUUGAUCGUACAUAGUUUGGUUUUUUGCACUUUUUAAUUUGCACGUUUGGAGAGGUGGCAGUGGUUUUUAAUCACUUUUUGUACAUCAGCAGGGGGACAUGCCUAUGAUUAGAACAGCUGCUUGUUUCCUGUUGAAUGUAAGAACUUCCACUUAGCUGAUGAUAAAUUGAAUCUAUCCAGAGCUUGAGUAGACCCCAGUAAAUGACUACACGCUUUCUUAUCCCAUUUUCUUCCCGUUCCAGUUGGACAUCAAUGCAUAAGCUGUGUGCCAAAGACAAAGUGUCUUUUCUUUAUCCAUUAGGUUUGUCAUGCUGAGCUUGUUGUCCCUUAGCCCAGCUGCUUUUUAGAGUUUUGAAAGUCUACCUCAUUGUGGUCUGCCAAGUUUGCUGCUACUUACACUUGUGGAGUAUGUUCAGAUUGGGCACAAUAAAGGUGUUUAAGCAUUAA
Micropterus dolomieu (smallmouth bass) is the source of this 3774-nucleotide messenger RNA. RefSeq names its product cytoplasmic polyadenylation element binding protein 1b (gene cpeb1b). Bases 939 to 2456 code for a protein of 505 amino acids. Gene Ontology annotation, molecular function: mRNA 3'-UTR binding; mRNA regulatory element binding translation repressor activity; ribosome binding. The record is from RefSeq and is a predicted model, not a curated record. The transcript has 10 exons. Gene Ontology annotation, cellular component: synapse; nucleus; cytoplasm. Gene Ontology annotation, biological process: negative regulation of cytoplasmic translation. NCBI's taxonomy places the organism in Eukaryota, Metazoa, Chordata, Actinopteri, Centrarchiformes, Centrarchidae.